Ochotona princeps (American pika) is the source of this 7066-nucleotide messenger RNA. It is a transcript of the gene TAF1, whose product is annotated as TATA-box binding protein associated factor 1. Gene Ontology annotation, biological process: transcription by RNA polymerase II; RNA polymerase II preinitiation complex assembly; DNA-templated transcription initiation. Gene Ontology annotation, molecular function: DNA binding; RNA polymerase II general transcription initiation factor binding; histone acetyltransferase activity. NCBI's taxonomy places the organism in Eukaryota, Metazoa, Chordata, Mammalia, Lagomorpha, Ochotonidae. The record is from RefSeq and is a predicted model, not a curated record. Bases 132 to 5753 code for a protein of 1873 amino acids. Gene Ontology annotation, cellular component: transcription factor TFIID complex. The transcript has 38 exons.
GGUGGUAUACGUGAUAGGGUGAAAGGGUUCUAUUAGUCAUUUUUGUGCGACGAAUUCUUUUAACUUCCGGGCCAGGGCCCAGAUUGUGUUUGCCGCUACCUCUGGCUGCUGCCAGUGGCGGUAUCGCCAUCAUGUCAGACACGGACAGCGAUGAUGAUUCUACUGGAGGCGGCCCGUUUUCUUUAGCCGGUUUCCUUUUCGGCAACAUAAAUGGAGCCGGGCAGCUGGAGGGAGAAAGCGUCUUGGAUGAUGAGUGCAAAAAGCACCUGGCAGGCCUGGGGGCACUGGGCCUUGGCAGCCUCAUCACCGAACUCACUGCAAAUGAAGAAUUGUCUGGAAGUGAUGGUGCUUUGGUAAAUGAUGAAGGAUGGAUUAGGAGUACAGAAGAUGCUGUAGAUUACUCUGACAUCAACGAAGUGGCAGAAGAUGAAAGCCGAAGACAUCAGCAGGCAAUGGGGAGCUUGCAGCCCCUUUGCCAUCCAGAUUAUGAUGAAGAUGACUAUGAUGCUGAUUGUGAAGACAUUGACUGCAAGUUGAUGCCUCCACCACCACCACCCCUAGGACCCGUAAAGAAGGAGAAGGAUCAGGAUGCUAUUACUGGUGUGUCAGAAGAUGGAGAAGGCAUCAUCUUGCCCUCCAUCAUUGCCCCUUCCUCUUUGGCCUCAGAGAAAGUGGAGUUCAGUAGUUCCUCUGACUCAGAAUCUGAGAUGGGACCUCAAGAAGCAGCACAGGCAGAAUCUGACGAUGGAAAGCUGACCCUCCCAUUGGCCGGGAUUAUGCAGCAUGACGCCACCAAGCUGUUGCCGAGUGUUACAGAACUUUUUCCAGAGUUUCGGCCUGGAAAGGUUUUACGCUUCCUUCGGCUUUUUGGACCAGGAAAGAAUGUCCCAUCUGUUUGGCGGAGUGCUCGGAGAAAGAGGAAAAAAAAGCACCGGGAGCUGAUACAAGAAGAGCAGAUCCAAGAGACAGAGUGCUCAGUAGAAUCAGAAGUUGAGCAGAAGUGUUUAUGGGACUAUGACUACGCUCCGCCACCACCUCCAGAGCAGUGUCUUUCUGAUGAUGAAAUCACAAUGAUGGCUCCUGUGGAGUCCAAGUUUUCUCAGGCAACUGGAGAUAUAGAUAAAGUAACAGAUACCAAACCAAGAGUGGCUGAGUGGCGUUAUGGGCCUGCUCGCCUGUGGUAUGAUAUGCUGGGUGUCCCUGAAGAUGGCAGUGGAUUUGACUAUGGUUUCAAAUUGAAGAAGACUGAACAUGAACCUGUGAUGAAAUGUAGAGUGGUGGAGGACUUGAAAAAACUUGAGGAAAACAAUACUACUGAUCUUCUGGCUGAUGAAAACUUCCUGAUGGUGACCCAGCUGCAUUGGGAAGAUGACAUCAUCUGGGAUGGGGAGGAUGUCAAACACAAAGGGACAAAGCCUCAGCGUGCAAGCUUGGCAGGCUGGCUUCCUUCCAGCAUGACUAGGAAUGCCAUGGCUUACAAUGUUCAGCAAGGUUUUACAGCUACUCUGGAUGAUGACAAACCUUGGUACUCUAUUUUUCCCAUUGACAAUGAAGAUUUGGUAUAUGGACGUUGGGAGGACAAUAUUAUUUGGGAUGCUCAGGCCAUGCCCCGGCUGUUAGAGCCUCCUGUUUUGACACUCGACCCCAAUGAUGAAAAUCUCAUUUUGGAGAUUCCUGAUGAGAAGGAAGAGGCUACCUCUAAUUCCCCUUCCAAGGAAAGUAAGAAAGAAUCAUCUCUGAAGAAGAGCCGAAUCCUUUUAGGGAAAACUGGAGUCAUCAAGGAGGAACCACAGCAGAACAUGUCUCAGCCAGAAGUGAAAGAUCCGUGGAAUCUCUCCAAUGAUGAAUAUUACUAUCCUAAACAACAAGGUCUUCGAGGCACUUUUGGAGGAAAUAUUAUUCAGCACUCAAUUCCUGCUGUGGAAUUACGGCAGCCCUUCUUUCCUACCCAUAUGGGGCCUAUCAAACUGCGACAGUUCCAUCGUCCACCUUUGAAGAAGUACUCCUUUGGAGCACUGUCUCAGCCAGGUCCCCACUCAGUCCAGCCUUUGCUGAAGCACAUCAAAAAGAAGGCCAAGAUGAGAGAACAAGAGAGGCAAGCAUCAGGUGGUGGAGAGAUGUUUUUUAUGCGUACACCUCAGGACCUCACAGGGAAGGAUGGAGAUCUCAUUCUUGCAGAGUACAGUGAGGAAAAUGGACCCUUAAUGAUGCAAGUUGGUAUGGCAACCAAGAUAAAAAACUAUUACAAACGGAAACCUGGAAAAGAUCCUGGAGCCCCAGAUUGUAAAUAUGGGGAAACUGUUUACUGCCAUACAUCUCCUUUCCUGGGCUCUCUCCAUCCUGGCCAAUUAUUGCAGGCCUUUGAGAACAACCUUUUUCGUGCUCCAAUUUAUCUUCAUAAAAUGCCAGAAACUGACUUCUUGAUCAUUCGAACAAGGCAGGGUUAUUAUAUUCGGGAAUUAGUGGAUAUUUUUGUGGUUGGCCAGCAGUGCCCCUUGUUUGAAGUUCCUGGACCUAACUCCAAAAGGGCCAAUACACAUAUUCGAGACUUUCUACAGGUCUUUAUAUACCGCCUGUUCUGGAAAAGCAAAGAUCGACCACGGCGGAUCCGAAUGGAAGAUAUAAAAAAAGCUUUUCCUUCCCAUUCAGAAAGCAGCAUCCGGAAGAGGUUAAAGCUUUGUGCCGACUUCAAACGCACAGGCAUGGACUCCAAUUGGUGGGUGUUGAAGUCUGAUUUUCGUUUACCAACCGAAGAGGAGAUUAGAGCUAUGGUGUCACCAGAGCAGUGCUGUGCUUACUAUAGCAUGAUAGCUGCAGAGCAGCGGCUGAAGGAUGCUGGCUAUGGUGAGAAGUCUUUUUUUGCUCCAGAAGAAGAAAAUGAAGAAGAUUUCCAGAUGAAAAUUGAUGAUGAGGUUCGCACUGCUCCUUGGAAUACAACUAGGGCAUUCAUUGCUGCUAUGAAGGGCAAGUGUCUUCUGGAGGUCACUGGGGUGGCAGAUCCCACAGGAUGUGGUGAAGGAUUCUCCUAUGUGAAGAUUCCAAACAAACCAACACAACAGAAGGAUGAUAAGGAGCCUCAGCCAGUGAAGAAGACAGUGACAGGAACAGAUGCAGACCUUCGUCGCCUUUCUCUGAAAAAUGCCAAGCAGCUUCUGCGUAAAUUUGGUGUGCCAGAAGAAGAGAUUAAAAAGUUGUCCCGCUGGGAAGUGAUUGAUGUGGUGCGCACAAUGUCAACAGAACAGGCCCGUUCUGGAGAAGGACCCAUGAGUAAAUUUGCCCGUGGAUCAAGGUUUUCUGUGGCUGAGCAUCAAGAGCGUUAUAAAGAGGAAUGUCAGCGCAUCUUUGACCUGCAGAACAAAGUUUUGUCUUCAACCGAAGUUUUAUCAACUGACACAGACAGCAGCUCAGCUGAAGACAGUGACUUUGAAGAAAUGGGGAAAAACAUUGAAAACAUGUUACAGAACAAGAAAACUAGCUCUCAGCUGUCACGUGAACGGGAGGAGCAGGAGCGGAAAGAACUUCAGAGGAUGCUACUGGCAGCAGGCUCAGCAGCAUCAGGAAACAGCCACAGAGAUGAUGACACAGCUUCUGUGACUAGCCUAAACUCUUCUGCCACUGGUCGUUGCCUCAAGAUUUAUCGUACAUUUCGAGAUGAAGAAGGAAAAGAAUAUGUGCGCUGUGAGACUGUCCGAAAACCAUCUGUCAUUGAUGCAUAUGUGCGCAUACGGACCACGAAAGAUGAAGAAUUCAUUCGAAAAUUUGCCCUUUUUGAUGAACAGCAUCGAGAAGAGAUGCGAAAAGAACGGCGGAGGAUUCAAGAGCAACUUAGGCGCCUUAAGAGGAACCAGGAGAAGGAGAAGCUUAAGGGUCCUCCUGAGAAAAAGCCCAAAAAAAUGAAGGAGCGUCCUGAUCUAAAACUGAAAUGCGGUGCCUGUGGUGCAAUUGGGCACAUGAGGACAAACAAAUUUUGUCCUCUUUAUUAUCAAACAAAUGCUCCACCCUCCAACCCUGUUGCCAUGACUGAGGAGCAAGAGGAGGAGUUGGAAAAGACAGUCAUUCAUAAUGAUAAUGAAGAACUUAUCAAGGUUGAAGGGACCAAGAUUGUCUUGGGGAAACAGCUAAUUGAGAGCGCGGAUGAGGUUCGCAGAAAGUCACUGGUUCUGAAGUUCCCUAAACAGCAGCUUCCUCCCAAGAAGAAACGGCGGGUUGGAACCACUGUUCACUGUGACUAUCUGAAUAAACCUCAUAAGUCCAUCCACCGGCGCCGGACAGAUCCUAUGGUGACAUUGUCAUCCAUCUUGGAGUCGAUCAUAAAUGACAUGAGAGAUCUUCCAAAUACCUACCCUUUUCACACUCCAGUCAAUGCCAAAGUUGUGAAGGAUUACUACAAAAUCAUCACUCGACCAAUGGACCUACAAACACUCCGUGAAAACGUACGCAAACGCCUCUACCCAUCUAGGGAAGAAUUCAGAGAGCAUUUGGAGCUAAUUGUGAAAAAUAGUGCCACCUAUAAUGGGCCAAAGCACUCAUUGACCCAGAUAUCUCAGUCCAUGCUGGAUCUCUGUGAUGAGAAACUCAAAGAGAAAGAAGACAAAUUAGCUCGCUUAGAGAAAGCUAUCAAUCCCUUGCUGGAUGAUGAUGAUCAAGUGGCGUUUUCCUUCAUUCUGGACAACAUUGUCACACAGAAAAUGAUGGCAGUUCCAGAUUCUUGGCCAUUUCAUCACCCAGUUAAUAAGAAGUUUGUUCCAGAUUACUACAAAGUGAUUGUAAACCCAAUGGAUCUCGAAACUAUUCGUAAAAAUAUCUCCAAACACAAGUACCAGAGUCGGGAGAGCUUUCUAGACGACGUAAACCUUAUUCUGGCAAAUAGUGUUAAGUAUAAUGGGCCUGAGAGUCAGUAUACUAAGACUGCUCAGGAAAUUGUGAACGUCUGUUACCAGACAUUGACUGAGUAUGAUGAGCACUUGACUCAACUUGAGAAGGAUAUUUGUACGGCUAAAGAAGCAGCUUUGGAGGAAGCAGAAUUAGAAAGCCUGGACCCUAUGACUCCUGGGCCCUACACACCUCAGCCUCCUGAUUUGUAUGAUACCAGCACAUCCCUCAGUAUGUCUCGAGAUGCCUCUGUAUAUCAAGAUGAGAGCAAUAUUUCUGUCCUGGAUAUUUCCACUGCUACUGCAGAAAAGCCAGUAAUUCAGGAAUCUGAAAAUGGAGAUGGCGAUCUUGCAGAUGAAGAGGAGAGAACUGUGCAACACUCUCAAGCCAGUGUCCUAUAUGAGGAUUUGCUUAUGUCUGAAGGAGAAGAUGAUGAGGAAGAUGCUGGAAGUGAUGAGGAAGGAGAUAAUCCUUUCUCUGCUAUCCAGCUGAGUGAGAGUGGAAGUGACUCUGAUGUGGGAUCUGGUGGUGUAAGACCUAAACAGCCCCGUGUGCUUCAGGAGAACACAAGAAUGGGCAUGGAAAAUGAAGAAAGCAUGAUGUCCUAUGAGGGAGACGGUGGGGAGGCUUCCCAUGGUUUGGAGGAUAGCAACAUCAGUUAUGGGAGCUAUGAGGAGCCUGACCCCAAGUCGAACACCCAAGACACAAGCUUCAGCAGCAUCGGUGGGUAUGAGGUAUCAGAGGAGGAAGACGAGGAGGAGGAGGAAGAGCAGCGCUCUGGGCCGAGUGUACUAAGCCAGGUCCACCUCUCAGAGGACGAGGAGGACAGUGAGGAGUUCCACUCCAAUGCUGGGGACAGUGACUUGGACUCUGAUGAAUGAGGCUUCCUUUGGGCCUCCUUGGUCAGCCUUUCCUGUUCUCCAGCCUAGGUGGUUCACCAUUCCCCAAUUUAAUUUGUUUCUAUUUGUAUGCUGUCUGAUCCUGAAAUCACUAGAAUAACUAACACCUUUAGCCUUUAAAAAAUAGUGAGUAACUAGGAAUAAAUCAUCUCUCCUGGUCUGGGACAAUGUUACCCUCUGAUCAAAACAAAGCAACUCCCUUCCCCCUACCACUACCAGAUAGAAAACAAGCUCGUUCUUCGUUGUCUUCCUUUAACUUCAUUUGUUGCUCUUGAUCUAAUUUUCCUCUGGGAAGGAGAAAUUAUAAAAGGACUAAUUAUGUCCUCUUGAUGUGUUAGGAAUUUCCUAGCAUAAUAUCAUCUCAGUUUUCUAAUUUGCAGGCUGAAUAAGUGAGAGUUCCCCUGCUGGGACAGAGAAUUGGGAUCUGGGAGGCUCUGUGCCACAUUUAACAGACCUGCUGGACAAACUACCGUUAUUUUGUGAUUUAUUUGAUUAUGCAAUGCCUUGUUCCUAAAUGAAUUUGAGGCAAAUGACUAUAGAUUUUUGAAACCAACUAUAUGUCAGAAGCAAUAUGUGGUCUUAUAAUAAAUGUGUUCUGUCCCCCACCCACCCAGGGGAAAUAAUAGGAAAAUGGUAAGUUCCUUAGGACAAAAUGGUAAGUUUCUUUUCAUGCUUGGGAUAUGGUUCUGUGCAUAGUAGGUACUCAGCAAAUGUUCCUAAAGCAUUGGUUCCUCAACAGUUAAAUUACUGAGUACCUGCUCCAAGAUAAACACUCCAUCAGAUCCUUUGGAUGGAAAGGUAACUCAAAACAUGUAAAUGAAUUACUGCAAUACUGUGAGAUAAGUACAAUUAAGAAGCUAGCUAUAAAGUAUAGGGGUAAAUAGAGAAGUGAUUAUGUCUUGAAAAAAGUUGGGAAGUCUUGUCUUCUAGAGAUCAUUUUUAAGCUGAUUGUUGGAAGAAUUAGGGACUUGCCAGAUGGAAAAGUCCAGGCAGAAUGUAACACAAAGUGAAAAGGCCAAAAUCUAGGAAUGACAGAGUGUGUUCCUAGUUUGUUUGUUUGUUUGUUUGUACUGCCUUUGUUUCAGGAAGAAUUUAAGGUAAUUUAUGUUCCAGUCUUUUCAUACUGGAGUGGUUAGAGAUGAGACUCAAAGAUGGCAGGAAGUAUAUUAUCAAGAGUUUUGUAAUUGAUGCUUGAAUAUGAAUUUUAUAUAAUGGAAAACGAACCCAAGAGGACUGAUAAUCAGAUUUGUUGUGAAUUUUCUGUAUAUUGAAUGAAUGAAGAUAGAAAUUGAAGA